AUGGGUGCUUUUUGCAAUGGGGAUUAUUGUAUGAUAGGCAAUUAUGCCCCAAGAUGGGGAACACUUGAAUGGGGAAAACCACAAAUUGUUAAAGGUUGUCUUUCUGGUACAAUGAUAAAUAAAAAAUUAACUGAUCAUUGUGAGGUUGCUGAAGAUGGUGAUAAAUUAUUUGCAUGUUUUUGUAAUAAAAAAUCUAAUUGUAAUGGUGGUAUGGCACAAAGAAAAUUAGAUGAAGAACCUAUUCCUUUACUUCAAUGUGCUUGUAAAGGUUCACAUUGUAAAGGUAAAACUUGUUUAGGAGAAUUAUGUUCUUAUGUUAUAAAUCAUAAGACAAAAAAAGUUGAACAAGGUUGUGUUAAUGCUUCUAUACCUUUAAUAGAACGACGAACAGCUGGUUCGUGUAUGAUGCCACCAAUUACAGGUGCUAUGCAUCAUACAGUUGCUAAGACAGCUGAAGAUUUAUUAACAACAGAAUCAUGUGUAUGUGGAACAGAUUUUUGUAAUAGUGAAAAACCAGAAAUAACAACUAAAGAAAAUAUGAAAUGUCCUACUAGUGUUAAAGCUGAAGUUAUGGGAACAAAAAUGACUAGUAGAAAUGUUUCAUGUACUGGUGAAUAUUGUUAUAAAGUUAGAAUUCGUAGUGAACUUGGACAUAUGACAUAUUAUGAUACUUAUGGAUGUGUAAGUUUUAUUGAAGGUGCUGAAUUAGCUGAAGAAGUUAAUCCUGUUGGAUGUGCUAAAUUUGAAAGUGAAAAUUUAAAAGUUGAAGCUUGUUUUAAAACUAAUGAUAAAAAAGCUAUUCAAAGAGCUAAAGCUAAUGCUGAACAAGUAUAUAGAAAAGGUUCUAAAGGAAAAUAUGGAAAAAAACCAUUAAAAAUGGAAAUUGAGGAAGAAUUUGAUGAUAGUAGUGAUGAUAAUGGUGGUGAAGAAAUUGAAGAAAAAAAACCUGUUAGAGAAAGAGGUAAAGAAAAAGAUAAAAAUAAAAAUAAUAAAGAAGAAAUUGAUGAAGAUAAAAAGGAAGAAGAAAUUGAAAAAAAUGAAGAAGAAAAUAAAAAAGAGGAAAAUGAAGAUGUUGAAAAAGAAGGAGAAGAAGAAGAAGAAGAGAAUGAAGAAGAAGAUGAAAAGAAUGAUAAUUCAAAUGAUGAUGAAAAAGAAAUGUCAACACCACAUUAUAUAUUUGAACGUGUAACAAAACCCCCACCAGAAGAUGAUUCAAAUGUUACAUUAAUUACCGUAUUUGUCCUUGUUAUUCUUUUAAUCCUAUUAAGUGGAGCUGUUUGGAAACUAGAACUACACAAAAAACUUAUGCGUUCCAGUUAUGAUACAGUUGCUGGAGGAUAA
Molecule: messenger RNA, 1341 nt
Organism: Strongyloides ratti
Lineage: Eukaryota; Metazoa; Nematoda; Chromadorea; Rhabditida; Strongyloididae
Exons: 1
Coding region: 1-1341 (446 amino acids)
Source: RefSeq, a predicted model, not a curated record